GCUGGGAGUGCCUUCUGCAGCGGAAGCAGCGCCGGAGGCCAGGAACUUGGUCGCCUCUCCUCUCCUUCUCCUGCCGCCUUUUUGCCGCAUUGGCUGGGCCUCCUGCUGGUCCCGGGCCUCCGUCUUCUCCGGGGAGGAUGAGCCUGGAGUCGUCGGGGGAGGCCGGGCUGUGGCCCUCGCAGCCCCUCUGGAGCCCCACCCACCUGGAGCUGGCCCUGCUGGGCUGCCGGGGGCUAAGGACCAAGGGGGGCUCGCCCUCCUUCUGGGCCGAGGCGCAGCUGGGCCGCCAGAGGCUCCGCCUGGGGCCCCCGGCCUCCUCCUCCUCGGCCCCCAAGUGGCAGGCCCUGGAGCUGCCCCCGGAGAUCCCCGACGAUCCCCAGACGCCGCCGCUGCUGCUCCGGCUGAGCCUCUGGCAGAAGAGCCUGGUGGGGCCCGAGCGCUUCCUGGGGGCCCUGGAGCUCCCUCUGGGGCCCCAGCUGCUCCGCCUCCGCCAAGGGGCCCCCAGGGGCCAGGAGACCCGGUGGUACAAGCUCCACUCAAAGCCCGGGAAGAAGGAGAAGGAACGCGGUGAGGUCCAGCUGAGCCUGCAGUUCACGCGCCAGAGCCUGACGGCCAGCAUGUUUGACCUCUCGGCCAAGGAGAAGCCUCGCUCGCCCUUUGGCCGCCUGAAGGACAAGAUGAAGGGCCGGCAGAAGUAUGACCUGGAGUCGGCCUCAGCCAUCGUGCCCGGCAGCUGCGCGGCCCUGGAGGACGACCUGGGCCUGGCCGAGGUCAAGAAGGGUCUCCGGCUGGGCAAGGGGGGCUUCUUCUUCAAGGGGAAGCUGCGCAAGUCCUCCCUGACCCAGUCCAACACCUCCUUGGGCUCCGACAGCACCCUCUCCUCUGCCAGCAGCCUAGGGGGCAUCGCCGGCCUGGAAACCCUGACCCCUUCGCCCAGCCGGCAUAGCAGCCUCUCCACUGACCGCUCGGUGAGAGACUUUCUACCUUCACCAAAGCUGACCCACAAGAGAGCCUUCAGCGAUGAGGUCUCCCAGGUCAACCUGCUGCCCGAAUCCAAAUCGAUCCAGAGCCUGAAGCCUUCUGGGAAGGAGCCCAUCUCCCGCUCCUCGCUCUGCAUCAACGGAAGCCAUAUCUACUGUGAGGAACCGUCUCCCAAGCCUUCCUCUUCCUCCCCAGCUCCGGCUCCGGCUCCGGCUCCCCUUCCUCCUCUUCCCUCACAGAGCCUCCCUGACAAGCCGGAGGAGGGCCCUGCUGUGGGUCCCCCGGCCCCUGAGCCGGAGCUUCCGCCGUGGUCCAGCAGCCGUGGCCAGAAGGGCCCCCCAAAAGACCCCCCCAGAUUCAUCCCUUCUCCUCCGAUCUUGGCCGCCCAGGAGGAGGACAAGCUCUCGGUCAAGACCAUCGCCCUCAACAAGCACCGUGGCCGGGCCAAGAAGGAGGAGGCCCUGCGGGCGGAGAGCAGACCAGUCCAGAUUGCGGCCCCGCUGGUCUUCUCCUCGGAAGUGGUCAGGGUCUGGCCCCACGAAAGGAUCCCAAAAGAAGAGGAGGACCAGGAGGAAGGAGGAGAGCAGGAGACGAAGAAGAAGAAGGCAAGGUCCGGAUUCUUCCGUCGGAGGAGUAGCAGCAAAGACAGCGGGACGAGUCACGCAACAGCGGCAGUGGUGGAAACUACGGUGCCCUCGGACCCCUCGAAUCUUCCACCACGAGGUGGAGGGGAAGAAAGAGGCCGGAGUGGCAGUGCCAGCAGCUGGUUCGGCCGUCACGAUUCCAAGGAGAGGAAACCCAGCCCGCAUGUGGUCAAGCCCAUCAGCAGCACUUCUGGGCCAGAGAUGGUGAAGGGGGACGAGGGGGAGAAGCCCAAGCCCAGCAGUACCGUGGUCAGCCUGGAGGAUGGAGUCCCUUUGCCCUCACAGCUGGGAAAAACAGAAGCCAAAAGGGACCCUUUGGACCGGGCUGCCCAGUACUACCACUUGACCCACGAGGAGCUGGUCCAGCUGCUGCAGAAGCGAGAAGCAGAGCUGAGGAAGGAGAAGGAGCACGUCCGGGAGCUGGAGAACUACAUCGACCGACUGCUGGUGCGCAUCAUGGAACAGUCGCCCACCCUGCUCCAGAUCUCCCUUGGAAGGGAGGCCAAGGCUGCCAAAUAAUCUCCCAGACCCCUCACUACCACCACUUUCCCAUCCCUCAGCUCUUCAGCAAAACCUCCACAGCCCGACAUCCCCCUCCCAUUGACUUCUUUCCCCCACACGGUGCCCUCUCCUUGCUUGGCACCCCACACGGUUCUUGCCGGACGUUCUGUGCUGCUUCCUCUGUGGAAAGGGCCAAAGGGACAGUCCAUUCGUGGUGAUGGUGAUGAGGGGCUGCCAGGUGCUUCCACCCAAUGACUUUCUUUCCUGUCCUGGACAGGAUGUAUCUCCAAAGGGCACGCAGUUGGCAAUACCCCUCGCACUCAUCCUAGCAUUGCAGGGCAGACUGGACCCCUGACCUUCCUCCCCACGUCAGGGCAGAGCAAAGCCUCCUUCCUGUGGCUUGUUCGUCCGGCCUCUCAGCCCUCCAGGCUGCCUCCAUGGCUCCCACUGCCCACCCGUGUCCAGUAUUACUCCUCCAUCUGUUGAGCUGCUGCAAGACUUGAGCUUGCUGUGAAUGGGUCUCCUCUGAGGGGAAAGGCAGAGCUUGCAAAGGUUCGCUCCUGAGAGCCAUAGCAGGAAAGAGAAGUGGGUCUGGGAUAGGGUCUAAUCUCCAAAAACCAAAAACAGAAAGAAAAAGCCCCGUGCCACAGACACACUCCUUCCUCUUCCCGACAACAGCUCCAGGAGCAGAGAGAUCACCCUCAGCCUCUCAGCUUUUCUCCUUUUUGCAGAAUAAGCAGGUGUGGCAGAGUUUUCUGCAGCGGAAACUAUGCGAGGCACCUAUAAAGUGGUCGCACAAAGCAUUAGAACAUGUGCAUGCUUGCAGAAGGAGCUGCGGUUGCGUGCGGUGGUGCACAGUGACCCACUUUCCUCUGCACCACCUUUGCAAAGGGUUGUGUUCAGUGCUUCCCAAGUCACCUGGUGUUGGACCCUGCCUCCCAUGACUCCUGGCCAGUGGCCAUAUUGACCACAAGGGAGAGCCGCACGCAUCCACAACAAGUGUCCCCAGUUUGCUCUUAUAGCAGAGGAGUGAGUCCAGCUCUUGGCUGACUUUUGCAUUUAGCAGAGACACCCCUCUCCAGACAUCUACCCUUGUUAAUGGUCAGUCCUAUGGCCUUUUGCAUAGCUGGGUCUUAGGGCUGUCUUUUUUUCUCCCAGGAGCUGGAACUUGCCAACUUUAAUAACAACAAUAAUAACAUUUCCCCAACUUUGUCUUUGCUGCUGCGGUUCUUUAAUGGAAGUGUCCAUUGGUCUGGGCUUCUUCUCGGCAGAACUCUGCCCAUUUUGGCCGGAGCUGCCUAGUGGUCUUCCGAGGGGAGUGAGCAGAGUUAAGCAAAGGGUGUUGUUGUUGUUGUUGUUAUUUUUGUUGUGAGUGUUCCUGCACAGGAGCCUUGGAGUUGUGAUGUGGGAGAGGGGAGGCGUAACAUCAGAGGUUUUGUUCUUGCGCUUCUAUUCCCGGCAGCAGUUUCUCCCCAAUUUGAGUCUCCUGCCAGAUCACUCAUGACCUUCAGUAUUAUUUUCGGUUUGGGAAUAACUGGCCGCGUUUCCUUCUGACACUUUGCCCUCAUUGGGGCCCAGUUGCUUUUGUUUACUGUUUCGUCCUGGACUUUUCUCCUGACCGGAAGGAGAUGGUGCCAGGUGAUCCGGGUCAAAGUCUUCCUUUUCCAUUGAGCAUGUUUGGGAGCACCCAGAUCCUCCCUCCUUCCUCCCCGUCCCAAUGUCUUGCCAUUAAGGGGUUUCAGCUGGCACUUGGGGGUCCCCAGGGAAGAGGUGCUCACUUGUAUUAAGUGUCCGGGAAUGCUGCCAGCAGACACUUGACAGUAGCUGAUAACAGAGCCUUAGCACAGUGGAAGUGAAAGUAAAGCAGACCUUGCAAGGAACCAGUCUGAGAGCAGUCCGAGAAAACAAGC
This is a messenger RNA of Sceloporus undulatus (fence lizard), 4036 nucleotides long. It is a transcript of the gene RAB11FIP5, whose product is annotated as RAB11 family interacting protein 5. Gene Ontology annotation, molecular function: small GTPase binding. The coding region runs from base 138 to 2144 and encodes 668 amino acids. The record is from RefSeq and is a predicted model, not a curated record. Gene Ontology annotation, biological process: regulated exocytosis. NCBI's taxonomy places the organism in Eukaryota, Metazoa, Chordata, Lepidosauria, Squamata, Phrynosomatidae. Gene Ontology annotation, cellular component: early endosome; phagocytic vesicle; secretory granule. The transcript has 5 exons.